Molecule: messenger RNA, 434 nt
Organism: Elgaria multicarinata webbii
Lineage: Eukaryota; Metazoa; Chordata; Lepidosauria; Squamata; Anguidae
Gene: DDA1
Product: DET1 and DDB1 associated 1
Exons: 5
Coding region: 63-371 (102 amino acids)
Biological process (GO): positive regulation of proteasomal ubiquitin-dependent protein catabolic process
Cellular component (GO): Cul4-RING E3 ubiquitin ligase complex
Source: RefSeq, a predicted model, not a curated record
GGCGGCGGCAGCAGCGGGUGGGGGGGAAUGAGAAGUUGUUGAGGAGGCGCCUGGUGGGGAAGAUGGCGGACUUUCUGAAAGGGUUGCCAGUUUACAACAAAAGUAAUUUCAGCCGGUUCCACGCAGACUCCGUAUGUAAAGCAUCGAACAGAAGACCGUCGGUUUAUCUCCCCACGCGGGAAUACCCGUCCGAACAAAUCAUCGUAACAGAAAAGACAAACAUACUUUUGCGUUACCUACACCAACAGUGGGACAAAAAGAACGCAGCAAAGAAAAGAGACCCAGAACAGGUGGAUAUUGAAGGGGAAAACUCCGCUCCACCCCGCAAAAUCGCCCGGACAGACAGCCAAGAUAUGAACGAGGACACUUAAAACUCCCGCUUGUCUUCUGUGUUAAAUUUUACAGGCGCUUCCUGUGUGGGGUUUUUUGGGGUG